This is a messenger RNA of Lodderomyces beijingensis, 2376 nucleotides long. The record is from the annotation of a GenBank genome assembly. Lineage: Eukaryota; Fungi; Ascomycota; Pichiomycetes; Serinales; Debaryomycetaceae.
AUGGGCUUGCUAUCAUUGGGGACUCCACUAGACUGGCACGAAUCCAAGAAAUACAACGAACAUGUGCGCGACAAUGGUAUCACUCAGCUAAUCAACAUUUUCAAACAACAUCAUCGCCGCAACCACGAUGAGUUUUUAUGGGGCGACGAGGUUGAGUACAUGUUGGUUGACCUCGACGAUCAACAUCAAACGGCGAAGUUGGCCAUCGAUAAAGAUUACAUCUUGCAUGAUUUGAACGAUGAAGCAAAGGCCUUGCCCAAGGCUCAAGCGGAAAAUGUCUCGUUCCACCCGGAAUAUGGACGGUAUAUGCUUGAAGGGACUCCCUUGAGACCAUAUAACGGUAACAAACUCGAUGACUAUGUAUACGUUGAAGAGAAUAUGGCUAAAAGGAGGCAAUUGAGUCGAGAAGAAUUACCCAAUAACAUCAAGCCAUUGACAUUGACUAGUUACCCCAGAAUGGGAUGUCCCAACUUCACUUCACCGCCUGCUAAGGCCAUUGGGCCAGCGUCGCAGUCGCUUUUCUUACCGGAUGAAAUCAUCAAUAGACAUGCUCGUUUCCCUACAUUGACGGCGAAUAUCCGGAAACGCAAGGGUCACAAAGUGGCCAUCAAUUUGCCAAUGUACCCCGAUAAAAACACCAAGUUGCUCGAUGACUCAAUACCCACAAAUAGACAAUUGUUCAAGAGCGACAAGGAACCAUUCUUGGGUGCCUCGAAACCUGGCUAUGUUUACAUGGAUUCCAUGGGAUUUGGAAUGGGCUCAAGUUGCUUACAAAUCACCAUGCAGUGUCUGAAUAUCGACGAGGCGAGGUACUUGUACGACUCUUUGAUACCAAUUGCACCGAUAAUGUUGAGUUUGACUGGCGCGGCGCCCAUUUUCAAAGGUUAUUUGGUCAAUCAAGACGUUCGAUGGAAUGUCAUUUGCGGUGCCGUUGAUGACCGUACUUUUAUUGAAAAGCAAGAAGAACCAUAUAAGGAGCAUCAUUUGUUUGGAGGCUUGGACAUUGAUUGCUGCCAUGACCUUGACAUCAACAAGCAUGGUGUCAACGAAUAUGGCGAUUUGCAUAAUUUAUAUACAAAAGACGGCAAACCCAUUCAACAAGUGCCCAAGUCUAGGUAUGAUUCGGUUGAUAACUACCUUGGUGACGGCAAUUACGACACCAACUACUUUAAAACUGAAUUUAACGACUUGAAUCCUCCCAUCAAUAAAAAAGUUUACGAGCGGUUGGUCAACGAGAAGCUGGGACAAUUUGAUAAGCAAUUGGCGACGCAUUUUGCGCAUUUAUUCAUUCGAGACCCCUUGGUCAUUUUCAGCGAGCGAAUAGACCAGGAUAACAAUUUGAGCAAUGACCAUUUCGAGAAUAUCCAAAGCACAAAUUGGCAAACUAUUAGGUUCAAGCCACCAGCACUUUAUGAAGCCACCCCUGAAGAGGAAGAAGGAAGUGGUGGUGCCGUUGAUUUUACUCGGAGACCCGGUUGGAGAGUUGAGUUUCGGCCAAUGGAGAUUCAGAUUACCGAUUUUGAAAAUGCCGCGUUUCUGACAUUUACAAGUUUGCUUUCGAAAGCUAUACUCAAGUUUAAACCAAAUUUUUACAUACCGUUGCUGAAGGUGGAACUCAAUAUGAAACUUGCCCAUCAUUUGGACUCAACGAUAAAUGAGAAGUUUUGGUUCAAGUCUCUAGAUUCGUGGGGGUUGAAUUACCACGACUUCAUUGGCUACGACUUUUCGUGGUUUGACCGGUACCUUAGCGAAGGCAACGACUUGUUGGUUAAUGGCAAUGUCUAUUUGAACGGGUACAAUUCAAGCACGAGCUUGGCUGGCGCCGAUGAAGAAGGUCAGUUGCAGUCGAAUGGCACAAGUGGCACAAAUGGCAUCAAUGGCAUAAAUGGCAGUGCUGCGCCCAAAAAGUCUUCGGCACCAACACGCGGCUGCGUUGGCAAGACCAUUGAAGAGAUUAACGAUGUUGACGACAAUGGGCUUGAUCAAAGAUACAGCGUCAAUGAGAUUAUCAAUGGCAAUGGCAAAUUCCCCGGCUUUAUCCGACUCGUGAUCAAGUUGAUUGCCACCGAGUUGGUUCCCAAGGACAGCCAACACUGCCAAGACUCGCGCUGCGCCUCGAAGUUUAUCAGAUUGAAGCAUUACUUGAUGUUGAUUUCCAAGAGAAGUAGCGGAGAGAUCCCCACUGCGGCACAUUGGAUCAGAGACCAAGUGUUGAAUGACGCAAAUUACCAACACGAUUCAAAAGUUUCCGAUUUGAUAAAUUACAAGAUCAUACGCCAGGUUGUCAAAUUGACGGACCUUGAAGACAAGGAUUUGGUAUUAGAGUUUUUUGGUGAAACGAUUGGUGAAUAUUUGCUCAGUGAUAGCCGAAAGUGA